Drosophila teissieri is the source of this 5012-nucleotide messenger RNA. RefSeq names its product protein male-specific lethal-1 (gene msl-1). Bases 390 to 3638 code for a protein of 1082 amino acids. Gene Ontology annotation, cellular component: MSL complex. The record is from RefSeq and is a predicted model, not a curated record. The transcript has 2 exons. NCBI's taxonomy places the organism in Eukaryota, Metazoa, Arthropoda, Insecta, Diptera, Drosophilidae.
CAACGCCAACAAAACGCCAUACUUCCAAGAGCAUUUUUCGGGGCGAGUUUACAUUUUGCAAAUAUUUGUGGAAAAAGCGGUGAAAGAACGUUUAAACACGAACCGAAAAACCGCUGUCUAAAUGCGGUCACCACGUGCGAAAAGAACGCCACGUUUAAAACGAUAAAUCCAUUAGAUUCUGGCCGAAAAAAGAGCGGUUCUUUUGCGAGGGCGAGCAAGGAAAAUUAAGUGUGGUGGGAAUCGGAAUCGGGAUUCUACGCAUUGUCGCCGUAUCAGCUGAAGAAGAUUGUGUGCACCCAAAGCGACGCAAACAGAACCAAAACAAAACAAAAACAUUCAGAGAAUUAUGAGAUCGUAGGACCGACGGCACGGGUUUCAAUUCGACCGCCAUGGACAAGCGAUUCAAGUGGCCGCUCAAACAGCGGGCCAACUACUCGGAAUCGCCCUAUCACCACAAUCCGUCGCGUGGCCACCAAAGGCAUCUGCACGGCCAUCCCAAUCAGACGCAGCAUCUGCAUCAGCAUCCCGGGAAGAGCUAUGUGCGCCAGCAAUAUGGCUAUGGCCGUGGAGGCCAUGGCGGGGGCAAUAAUAACUACCGGAAGCCAUUGCCUCCUCCGCCUCCUCCUCUAUCUGAGCUGGGGGGCGGAGCCAUGGCUCCUCCUUCUUCCGGCGGAACAGUGGGUGCCGGCGCCGAUAUGGUCACCCUCAUCGUGGAGAACAACAACCUGAAACGCAUGAUUGUGCUUCACUUGAAGCUGAUGCAGGAGCAAACAGACAGCCUGGCGGCCAAGGACAAAGAUCUGGACGACCAAAGCGCCAAGAUGAGCGUAGUGAUGGCGCAGAAUAUGGAAUUAAAGCAGGCCGUUGCCAAACUGGAGGCCGCUAACGAGGAUCUACGCAAACAACUACGGCGAAAGAACCAGCGAAGGAAUGACGACGACGACGACGACGAUCCCUCACUGCCACCUGCUGCCCCGCAGCAGAAGUUGAUACGCUGCCAUGCCGAGACGCAAACUGUUUUUCGGGAGCGGGAACAGAGCACACAAACGAUAGAUGCGCAGCCUCAAUUUGCUAAUGCUCUUUCCACGGCUGUGAACAUGGAGGAGAUUCCGUCUGUGUGCCAGCACGCGGGAGUGGUUACGAAUCAGUCAGCCAGCAAGCGCUCUGAGAGCAAAGGCCGCGGUGAAUUCAACGGCAAAAAGGUGAGCACGUUUAUCCUGCAGCGCAUGAAUCAGGAUUCUGAGCACCACAUUCAGGAGCAAACGGAAUUAGCCGAGGAGCACGUGAUGCUGGCACAUAAGGAGCAGCAUUCGCAGGAAGAGGACCAACUGGGCGCUGAGGAAGAUCAUUUGCAAAUGCAAGAAGUGCACACCGAAGAAGUAGUGGGAGGGGAUAUCUUUCAUGAUGCUUUGGAAUCAAUUGAAAUGGAAGUGGUCACCGAGGAGCUGGUUGAUUUGGAGGAGCAUGCACAUUCUGUGGAUGCCAACGGCCAUAUGGAUGAGGACGAAAACGAGGACGAAGAAGAUGAGGACAAUAGUGAUAAAGACGAUGAAAGUGAAGAGGAUGAUGAAGAGGACGAUGAUCAGUCGUUGGAUAGCAAUACGGAUGUGCACGCUAGAACUGAGGAAGAGCUCUGGCAGAAUCAGAUUAACUCUAUGGAAUUGGACCCGACGGAGGAGAAGGCCUGUGCGCCUUCGGCUCAUUCAACUCCCAAUCAUCAGCAGAAGUCUUCGACACAAGCAGAGAUAAGGAAGGAGGGAAAUCAGAAUCGGAUAACUGAAAAGUGGCUGCAGCUAGAGCCUGAGCAAACUGUUAAAAAACACUUGGAUCCGGAAGCAGGGGAAGCUGAUCACAUGGAUGUCACCACUGUUAAAAUCGCGGAGGAAAAAAGGCGACAGGAGAAAGUCGAGAUAGCAGGACACGCAUUAAAAACGCUGAUUUUCCUCCAGGAGGUGGCUUUAAAGAAAAAGGAUAAGGAACAUGAAUCAGUUCCCGAGCUUCUAGAAGUACCUACGCCGCAGAAGCAUCAGGAAGAUGCCACCGAUGAUCACAAAGCAAUAAGGAAGCAGCUAGAUGUUCCCAGGUCGGACAUAAAAUCAAAGGACCUGCCUAGAGAUGAACAGAAGCAGGAUGGGCCUCUGGAUGUUCGCGAGGAACAACAAGAGGAUGUAAACAAGAUGCAGAAAGAAACUCUGAAAAAGCAACCGCAGGAUGCACCAAAGCUCCUUCCGAAAGCGAUAGCCCCUAAGGUAGUUUCUGUUCCGAAUACAUCCUCUAGAGAAACCACGUUGCCCAAGGCCAACACCGCUGACAUAAAAGACGCCCCCGCUCAAAAAAUUAUAUCCAACCAUCAGUCCACAAAGACGCAAACGGAACCUCUAAAAACGCAGCGGUUGCAGGUUAAGAUCAGGCAGUAUGAAAUGCACUCUGACAUGAGAACCGGCUCCACCGCCCCGGCUGAUAUUCGAAAACACAAUAACGUUGAUCCGAUUCCGGCGUCCGAGCCGAAAACCAUUAAAAGUGUGUUGGUCAAUGAUAAAAAAACCAUAUCAGAAACGUCUCGGAACCUAGAUGAAGAAAUGGAUGAUGUGGAAACAGUCAAAAGAAAACUGGCGGAACAUUUAAAAAAGGAGCUUCUAAGCCAGAGUCAUCAGUCACAGGUUACGCUCAAGAAAAUUAGAGAGAGAGUGGCCACAAAUCUUAUAUACCCACCACCCAGUGCACCAGUAUCUUCAACCACAAUAACCCCAGCGCCCACGCCGUCAACGACACCAACGCCUGGCUCAACACCACAGCAUGCGGUUACAUCCUCAAUAGACCAGGACAUAUCUACUGCAAAAUCGAAAUCCAAGGCAGCUGAACAGAUAGCAACUCCUCUAACACCCCAAUCUAAUAGCAGCGUUAGCAGCACCACUUCGACUACCCGAAAAACGCUAAACAACUGUUCACCCCACACGUACAGCAAGGCAACGGCGAGAUCGGGUAAACUCCAGUCCAGAUUCCGCACUGCCACGUUUCCGUACAGCACGAGAACGUGGGAGGAUCAGGAGUUCCACUGUGACAACGAGUUCUUCCUGGAGGAGGCCGACGAGCUGCUGGCGGAUAACCCUAGUCUGGAGAUACCCAAGUGGAGGGAUGUCCCAGUGCCCCCUAGUUCGGAUAAAACUAACACAGAACCACUGAGCGAUGCAACAUUCGAGCGCCGUCACCAGAAAUAUGUAAAGGAUGAGGUCGAUCGAAAGUGCCGGGAUGCACGUUAUAUGAAAGAGCAGAUCCGGCUUGAACAGCUAAGGAUGCGGCGGAACCAAGACGAGGUGUUGGUUGCGCUGGAUCCUCUGCGCGCGUCCACUUUCUACCCGCUGCCCGAGGACAUAGAGGCCAUCCAUUUCGUCAACGAGGUGACCGUUCAGGCAUUUGGUGAAAACGUGGUCAACAUGGAGGCGCGGGAUGAUUUCGGCGUCCCCUGGGUGGAUGCAGUCGAAGCGCCAACCUCCAUAGCCAGGUCCAAGGCACUGGCUGAGCCGGUGGCAACGUUGGCUAGCAAAAAGCUACCUACCACUGCUGCCGAGGCGAGGCAUCAGGAAAACCACUCCUCCUACGUGUUUCCAAAGCGACGCAAGCGCCAAAAGAAUCGUUAGCCAGGAAACACCUGGGGGAUCUGCUACUGGAGCUGAGCUGAAGACUGGCGGUUGGGGGGAAGUCGUUGCGUCUACCAUACUAAUGAUUUUCAGUUUUAAAUUUUUAAUUAUUUCUUAAGCGUAAAGUGAAAGCACCAGAGUUAACAGUAGCGAUUCCCAGAAAUCGUCAAGAAGUCAAAUAAUCCAGAGCAGACGAUGUUUAAUGUAUAUAUGGUUCCUCAACUGUCCAUUUUUAUUUUGUGUAAUAAAAUGAACGGAAAGAUAAAUUCUGGGACAUUAGAAAUUCGUUGUUAUAGAAUCUAUAAAUUUUUUUCAAAGUUUUGUCGUUUCUUAUGCGAUGAGAGAUCAUAAAAGGCAAGUAAAUUGAGCUGUCCUAUUUAAACAUUUUUCUAUUCAAAUGUUAUCAUAUUUAUUUCUUGAAAAUAUAAAUAAUUCAGUCUGAUAUAAGAUGUAAAUGAAUCCAAAAGUUCGUCGCCUGGUCUGGAAAUGAUUAGAUUUAGUUAACUUGCUAUCAAAAAGAGUUUCACUCCUGCUUGUUUCCAAUCUACGUAAAUUUCUUAGUCCGUCACAGCAUGUAAUCUAAACCAGUCGUUAGUUAGAUUGGAUAAUUCAUCUCAGCUUUAUCACCUUAAAAAUCGCCCGCACUGGAGUCAAGAAUCGAAGAAGAUAGAUUGGGCAUUUUUUUUGGCGAAAAACAAUGAAAUUCGUAGACUUAUAAUUUUAAAUAUUUUUUUUCUAGCCCGUAUAACAUUUUUUUUGUCUAUAUUUAUACUGUUAUAUCUUAAGAUUCUCUAAUGCAGAUAACUUGUGUGUUGCAAAGAGUUACUCAGGUAUAUCUCUGAUAAUUAUGUCGUUUUUUUUAGGAUUUGAUUGUGUAAAAAUUGUGUGCAAGUUGUGUUGUCUGCUUAGAGUAAUCGAAUUAUAAAUUGGACCUAUUGUUUUAUUUUAUUAACUUUCUUUAACUUGUUUAAUGUUUUACCAAAAAACAAAAACCGUUAAAAAGCAAACAAGAUUUGAAGAAUAAAUAUAAACCUGAUACCCAAGCUGCACACCGGCUUAGCCUUAUGGGCACCAUACAUUUUCGGAUAAAAAUCGUUUCGUUUAACACUUCUUCCGUUUGACUUUCUGUCGCAAUGAUAAGGAGCCUGCCAACGUCCGGUGAAAAUCAAAUCCCCAGCUCGCUUUCGAGUGGCGUCUUAUUUUUGUACAUUUCGGUAGGUGUUAAGUCGGUUAUUUGUAAUAUAGCGUUAAGUAGGCACUGUACCCAAACGCAUAGAGAUAAUUAUAAUGUAACAAAAUGAAUAUGAUACGUUGUACAUUGUCCAGGAGAAGGAGAAGCGGAAGGUGGAACUUCGUUCAACACCCAUUUUACAC